CCCUUUGGGCUGUGCUGCCCCGUGUGAACUUGUGCUGCAGGGAGGCUGGGCAGGCGGGAGCCGGCGGCUGCAGCCGCAUCAGCUGUUGCUCCCGCGUCCCGGAGGCCUUGGGAGGGAGCGCAGCGGGCCCCCAUGCGGCGGCGGGGAAGGGGGUCUCCGCCUGCGGGCCCCUGCAACAGCAGCGGCGGCCGCUGACGCUGCCCUGGAGGAGCAGCAUGAGCAGCGGCUACAGCAGCCUGGAGGAGGAGGAGUCCGAGGAGUUCUUCACCGCCCGCACCUCCUUCUUCGGGAGGCCCCCGGCCAAAGCCAGGCCCGAGCUGCAAGAUGUUCAGAAAGAGAGAGAAACCCACACGUAUCUCAGUAAAGAAGAAGUUAAAGAGAAGAUUCAAAACUAUAAUUCAUCCGUUACUGACAAAUUAAAGAUGACCUUGAACUCAAAUGGGACUUACACUGGCUUCAUCAAAGUUCAGAUGGAACUAUACAGACCUAUUACUGUACAGACUUCUGUGAAUCCAGGAGAACAUGCUCACAAUAACAAUGAGACUUCAUUUUACUUGCCUCCAGGCUACAUGAAUAAGCUUCAUAUAAGCAGCAUUAACACUGUUCGUGAAGUUAUUGAGGCCUUGCUCAAAAAAUUUUUAGUGUUUGACAACCCUGCCAAGUUUGCACUUUAUAAACGCUGUCACAAGGAAGAUCAAGUUUAUACAUGCAAGCUCUCAGACAGAGAACAUCCCCUCUAUCUGCGUUUGGUAGCAGGUCCCAGCACAGAAACACUCAGUUUUGUUCUGCGUGAGCAUGAAACUGGAGAGGUUAUGUGGGAAGCCUUUAGCCUUCCUGAACUGCAGAACUUCUUGCGUAUACUGGACAAAGAGGAAGAUGAGCAACUACAGAUCUUAAAGAGGCGUUAUGCAGCCUACAAAGACAAACUUGAAGAAGCCCUUGGUGGGGUGUGGAAACCAGGUUAAAGUGGGGCCAAAGAACACUCAAGAAAAAUGCCAUGGAGCAUGCCAAACCCAAACGUACAGAACAGCAGCAAAGAUUAGUUUUCUUUAUUCAGAAGACUGGUUUGUGAAGCGAGGGUUACCUGUACUUUUCUAUAGAUUUAGACCCAUAAAUCAAGGCACUUAGAGUCUUGCACCUAUAAAUAAGGAAUUCUGCAUGUCUGUACAUCAACUUGCAACCCCCUGUUGUGCCUUAGAGGGCUUUCCAGGUUACCUUUGUGUAAGCUCUGAAUCGGUUAUCUAGGAUGCUAACAAAUAAGAAUUUUUUUACCACUUUUUAUUAUUUGCUUUAAUAUUAAUGAUAGCUUUAAAAGUAAGGAAGUGCAAAUUGAUCAUUUUAAAAAUUAAUAAAACAGCUUAGCCAUGUGUGAACAAAAAUCAGAUUGGAGCACUAUGUUUGAGAUUAAAUAGAUUUGCACUACCUUUCUGUUUUCAAAUAUUUACUGUGUAAUUUGUGAGAAAACAGUUAUAGGUGGAAAGGAUGUAAAACCUUUGAGGUUCUGUGAAAUUGUGGAAGGUUUUAAAAUAGUCUUACUGGAGAAAGUAAAGAGCAAGUUGAAAAGAAGGCAAGAGCUGAGGAAGUGCUGUAAUAGCUGAUGGAAGAUUGAUGUAGAGUGGAAAUACAAAUAUAGAAGAAGAAAUGGAAUUUUAUUUUUUAUAGUGAGUAGUUGUAAAAAAAAAGUUUUAGGAUGUUCUAAUAUUGUGAAUAAGUUUUAGAAUUGUGUACAUUCUCACUAGAAUAGAAAUGAGGAUAAUUAAUACAAGUACUGGAAUGGAAGGAAGGAAGGAAGGAAGCUAAAUAUUAGUGGAAAUUAAACUGACUAUAUUGGAGAAAGCUAGUUCCUAAACAUGUGAAAGCAUGUGUGGUUUGAGAUGUGCAACAAACUUAAUGAGCUGUUAUCUGCUUGAAUUUUGAAACGUGGAUAGUGAGUAUAUCUCAUUUUUAUAAGGAACACCCACCUAAUUGGUCACUGAAUGUCUAGAUUAGAAAUAUAGAUGCAGGUACACUGGUCUAACUGAAAUCAGAUCUUUCAACUGAGGUCAAAGAGCCAUUUUUUAGGAUGGACAGUUUGAAAUUGUCCAAUCUUAUGAAGACAUGAAAGCAUCCUCCACUAGUGUGUUUACUUAAAGAGAAGUAGAAUUUCUUGUUUGCAUUUCCAAGGAAGCAGAGAAUUAGAAUAUAUUGGUCAUGUUGUAGAUGAAUGGCUUAAUAACUCCAGUUCUGAUAAUUAGAAUUUUUUUCUACUAAUUAUAUUUUUAAAAAAUGGUCCAACAGCUAGUUACCAAAUUCUGUACACUGCUGAUUUACUUGAUUAAGAGUAGGAAAAAAAUGUAGCAAAAGAAAAUUUUGUACUUUACUGUAAAUGUAAUUAUUAUUCUAUCAGAAAUAUUUAUCUAAAGAAGCACGUUCAAAGAUACCAAAGAAAUGGGUGUGCAAUAAAAGCAUGAAGAAGGUUUGAAUAACUGAAAAGUUUUAGUCAUAACCACAUAGGGAGUGGUGAUGGUGGUCAGGAUUUAUGCUAGCAAAAAAAUGGAUAAAUAGUGAUGACGAUUCGAGAACAGCAAUUGUUUCUCUUACUGUAAAGAUGUUCAUUGUGAAUUCCCAAGGAAUAGUUGACAUUUUGGUGACACCUAGUGGAUAGUCUGUGAAACUCCAAGCUGUUUCUGUUCUUUAUACGAAUUUGACAUAAUUGUGCCUUUGUUUCCUUUAUUUAGUAAUGAACAACUCCUUUUUUGAGGGGGGAGGU
This is a messenger RNA of Mauremys mutica (yellowpond turtle), 2749 nucleotides long. RefSeq names its product Ras association domain family member 3 (gene RASSF3). Gene Ontology annotation, cellular component: cytoplasm. NCBI's taxonomy places the organism in Eukaryota, Metazoa, Chordata, Testudines, Geoemydidae. Gene Ontology annotation, biological process: signal transduction. The record is from RefSeq and is a predicted model, not a curated record. Bases 216 to 965 code for a protein of 249 amino acids. The transcript is spliced from 5 exons.